UACGUCUCCACUCGGAGAUCAGUGGUCUCUCCUGGUUUUCAAACCUCCAGCCUAACCCACACAACACAAAGCCCCCCACUGUGUUCGCCUACUGGCAAAAGCACUCUUGUGUGCAGCCCCUUCUGCUUUUAUUUCCAAUUACACUUCUCCACAACACUGUGCCUCCUUUGCACCUCUACUCUCUGUUUUUCUCUUUGCCCUUUUCUUCUAUUUUCCUCCUUUUUUCAUCUUUUCGCCCAUUUCCGUGUUUAUCAAGAUUGGGCACUCAUUGUUCGACGCCUGCUCUCACCUUUUUUAGAAUCAAUAAUAUAGUACUUUUGCACUUGAACUGUUAUUCGAUAUUAUCAUGUUUGUGUGCGACGGUGCAUCACGCAUUGGAUCAGCAACGUAACUCAAACUGUGUUCGGACAACAAUCUGGAUCCUGAAAUUAAUUGGAAUUUCGCUAAGCUGUUGCUUCUGAUUCUUGUAUGUAUUUGCAAUUGACUGUGUCGAGCUUGAAAGAGGACGAACCGAAGUACGUCAUGUUUCACGCAUUUUGUGGGAUAAUUUACCUGCUAAUUUCUGUGUAGCUGCCCAUUUGCUGCGCCGGAUUUGGAAUUCCGUAUCAUCAUAAAUCAAUAUCCUGCAAUAAUUGGUAUUAGGUUAGUUUUUCCUGAGGCAGAGUUCAGAGGUCAGACUGCCACAGGGCAGUAUUGCAGCUCACUGUUUUAGGAGGCUAUUGAACUGUCUUGGACCUCAUGAAUUUUUGGCCAAUUCCAGUAUCAGGCUUUUCUUCAAGUAGUUUCUUUCAGUGAUGGGUUGCGUUUAUUCAAGGGUUUGCAUAGGUGAGGUUUGUAGCCCAAGAAAUUCCGGGAUAAAUGAAGGUCGAAAUGCGAAAACUAGUGAGGCUGCUUGGUUGUCUCCUGCGUCCUCGGAUGUUCAGGAAGGUGAAGUUAGAGACCAAUUUAAUCAAUUGAGCUUAACCAGAGACUCUGAAGCAGGCAUCAGAAGGCUAGCUAGGGUUUCAGCGCAGUUUCUACCUCCUGAUGGCUCGCGAGCAGUGAAGGUUCCUUCGGGAAACUUUGAAUUGCGUUAUUCGUACUUGUCACAGAGAGGUUACUACCCUGAUGCUCUAGAUAAGGCCAACCAAGAUAGUUUUUGCAUUCACACCCCAUUUGGUACCCACCCUGAUGAUCAUUUCUUUGGGGUUUUCGAUGGGCACGGAGAGUUUGGGACUCAGUGUUCGCAGUUCGUGAAGCGAAAGCUAUGUGAGAAUUUGCUUAGAAAUAGUAAAUUUCGAGUAGAUGCUGUGGAGGCUUGUCACGCUGCGUUCUUGGCGACAAACUCGCAGUUGCAUGCUGAUGUUUUGGAUGAUAGCAUGAGUGGCACUACAGCAAUUACGGUAUUGGUUCGGGGUAGGACAAUAUACGUGGCCAAUUCAGGUGAUUCUAGGGCGGUGAUUGCAGAGAGGAGAGGAAACGAUGUUGUGGCAGUAGACUUGUCCAUGGAUCAAACACCUUUUAGGCAAGACGAACUUGAAAGGGUCAGGCUUUGUGGAGCUAGAGUUCUUACUCUGGAUCAGAUUGAAGGGCUUAAGAAUCCUGAUGUUCAAUGUUGGGGUACAGAAGAAGGAGAUGAUGGUGAUCCGCCUAGAUUGUGGGUUCCGAACGGGAUGUACCCUGGUACAGCUUUCACUAGAAGCAUUGGUGAUUCAGUUGCCGAGACCAUUGGCGUCGUUGCUACCCCAGAAAUUGUUGUUUUCGAGCUCACACCAAACCAUCCUUUCUUUGUGCUUGCCAGCGACGGUGUCUUUGAGUUUCUAUCUAGCCAGACUGUGGUUGAAAUGGUUUCUAAAUUCAAAGAUCCUCGCGAUGCUUGUGCUGCAAUUGUGGCUGAAUCUUAUCGACUUUGGUUGCAAUAUGAAACUCGUACGGAUGAUAUUACCAUUAUUGUUGUUCAUAUUAACGGACUAAACGAUCCUGCUGUUGGUCAAUCUGCCAGCUAUGGUGAUGUUCUUAGAACUCCAGUUCCUCAAGUUGUUGAGGUGACAGGAUCAGAAUCACCUUCCACCUUGGGCUGGUACUCCAAGAACCCUCGGGCAAGGCAUGACUUAUCAAGGGCGCGUCUCCGAGCAAUUGAAAAUUCCUUAGAAAAUGGGCAAACUUGGAUUCCUCCAUCUUCUGCUCAUAGGAAAACAUGGGAGGAAGAAGCACAAAUUGAGCGGGCAUUGCACGAUCAUUUUCUCUUCAGAAAGCUUACCGAUUCUCAGUGUCAUGUUUUAUUGGAUUGCAUGCAAAGAGUUGAAGUUCAACCUGGAGAUGUUAUAGUCAAACAGGGUGGUGAAGGUGACUGUUUCUAUGUUGUUGGUAGUGGAGAAUUUGAGGUCUUGGCAACUCAGGAGGAAAAAAAUGGGGAAUUGCCUAGGGUUCUGCAGCGCUACACAGCAGAAAAAUUGUCUUGUUUUGGAGAACUUGCUCUCAUGUAUAAUAAACCACUUCAGGCUUCUGUACGUGCUGUAACUGAAGGAACUCUAUGGGCCUUAAGGCGAGAAGACUUUCGAGGAAUUUUAAUGUCGAAGUUCUCUAACUUAUCAUCUUUGAAGUUGCUUCGGUCUGUUGAUCUCCUUUCAAAGUUGACAAUCUUACAACUCAGUCAGAUCUCAGAGUCCCUCUCUGAAGUUUCCUUUUCAAAUGGACAAAUAAUAAUUGAUCAAAAUGAAGCCUCUGCAUUGUACAUAAUUCAGAAGGGACAAGUGAGAAUAACUUUUGAUUCAGAUUUACUGAGAAACCCAAAUGCCUGUAGCCUGAAGCCUGACUGUCAAAAUGAGAAUGAUGAUUUACAGAGCACGAAGGACGUAUCAAUAGAGAAGCCGGAGGGAAGCUAUUUCGGUGAAUGGACUCUUCUUGGUGAAAAUAUUGGAACCUUAAGUGCUGUGGCUGUGGGUGAUGUGUUAUGUACUGUACUAACAAAGGAAAAAUUUCAAUCAGAAAUUGGCCCCUUGAAAAAGUUGUCUAAGGAAGAUCAGAAGUCAAGGGACAAUUCAUCAGACUAUUUGAAGGAAUCAAGUAAAAGUAUUAAUUUUUCUUCACUUGAUAAAAUCCAUAUCUCAGAUUUGGAGUGGAAAAAGAGUGUAUAUUCUACUGACUGUUCUGAGGUUGGGCUUACUCUAUUAGGAGACUCAGCAGAGAAUAUGCUUACUUUGAAGAGGUUUUCUAAGCAAAAGGUGAAAAGGCUGGGAAAGGAAGCACAAGUUUUAAAAGAGAAAAAUUUGAUCAAGGGCACGAGCCCUUCGGCUUGUAUACCACAGGUUCUGUGCACCUGUGCUGAUCGAGUUUAUGCUGGGAUACUACUAAAUACACGCCUUGCUUGUCCAUUGUCUUCCAUACUUACAAGUCCUUUUGGUGAAUCAUCAGCUCGAUUUUGUGCUGCUUGUGUUGUUACUGCCUUGGAAGAUUUACAUAAGAAUGGUGUUCUUUACAGAGGGGUAUCACCUGAUCUUCUGACUUUGGACCAAACUGGAUGUAUACAGCUUGUGGACUUCAGGUUUGGGAAGAAACUCUCAGAUGAAAGAACAUUCACAAUUUGUGGAAUGGCAGACUCAUUAGCUCCAGAGAUUGUUCUGGGAAAAGGCCACAGUUUCCCUGCUGACUGGUGGGCGUUGGGAGUUUUGAUUUAUUUUAUGUUACGAGGUGAGAUGCCUUUUGGAUCGUGGAGAGAAAAUGAGCUUGAUACAGUGGCCAAAAUUGCAAAAAGGAAGCUGAACCUUCCAGAAACUUUCAGCCCGGAGGCUAUUGAUCUCAUCACUAAGUUACUUGAUGGUGACGAAAGCACUAGACUUGGUAGCCAAGGUCCUGAUUCUGUCAAAAGCCAUCCUUGGUUUAAUGGUGUUGACUGGGAAGGGAUAAGAAAUCAUAGCUUUCCUGCUCCUCCAGAAAUUCUCUCUCGUAUAACUCUAUACCUGGAAAUUCAUUCCGAGGAUUGCACCGGUUCCCAAGUUUCCCCGUCACAAGAGGUAGAUGAACUUAACAUUCCUGAAUGGCUUGAGGACUGGUAGCAGAAUGGAUUCAGGACUUCAUGUUCUUGUAACAUUUUGAUUGAAACACUUGCAAUCCAAGAAAUCGUUAGGAAGGCAGUUUCACGGGAAAAAUGCUUAUAAACCGAUAGAUCCAAGUGCUUCUCCAUAAUUCAAUUUUUUGGCAACAUGACUAUGUGGUUGCAGUGUGUCUCCAAUAGCUCCUAGUGUUUACUAUUUGCUUCCUUCUAUUAGUUGAAGUUCUAGAAUAGAUGCUGUAUGUAUGUAUACUUAUAUAGCUCUUACGCCAUCUUUUCAGUUCACUUUUACUUGGGAGGCAGUUUCCCUCCUGUGUAAAUUACACAUGGAAUGUACAGGAGCGAUUUUCUUUUUCAUUAUGAGGUGAAAAAUUCUUACUUUUCAUCAA
Prosopis cineraria is the source of this 4419-nucleotide messenger RNA. Its product is annotated as protein phosphatase 2C and cyclic nucleotide-binding/kinase domain-containing protein. The record is from RefSeq and is a predicted model, not a curated record. Gene Ontology annotation, biological process: protein phosphorylation. The coding region runs from base 795 to 4034 and encodes 1079 amino acids. The transcript has 15 exons. NCBI's taxonomy places the organism in Eukaryota, Viridiplantae, Streptophyta, Magnoliopsida, Fabales, Fabaceae. Gene Ontology annotation, molecular function: ATP binding; cation binding; protein kinase activity.